CCACUGCCCACUGCUCACUGCAUCUGCAACUCUUUCCCCUCCAUAAUCGAGGUUUAGGGUUUUUCUUUUAAAUUCGGCUUAAAGGGACCAUUCCCUGAUUUUAAAAUUUUUAAAACAAGCACGUAUUGCUCUUUCCUCUUUCUGUAGAUAAUUUCAUUCUCUUUCGAUGUUUGUUUCAUGAGAAUUUACUGCAACAAGAAAAAAAAAAUAUCAAUCCAGAAGCAAUGGCGGAGGAUGUUCCUGGCACCCCCGAGUCGAGUGUUGCGGACGCGCCAGUGGAGGAUGUCCGAGUCUCAGCCUGCUGUCAAGUGUGGAAAAAUAAAUAUUCAAAGGCAGAAAGGGGGCGAGUUUGUCUAAAGCAAGCAGUUCGUAUACUGGAAAAAGGAUGUGAUAAUAUUCAAGCCCAGAAUUUGGCUCUGAAGCAAGCAUAUGAAGAAGAGCAGGCACGGACUAAGGUAGAAAAAGAGGGCAGAGAAAAAGAAUCGGCUUUAAGAGUUUCAUUAGAAAAUGAAAUAUUUGUCCUGAAGUCUGAGAUAUCCAAUUUAAAGCAAAAGGACUUUCGGACGCUGACGAUAAAAUUGAAGAAAUAAAGCUUCUUAAAGCUUGUCUUUCUGACAGGGAUAAGGAAAUAAGUUGGCUCAAGGAGCUUGUUGAGAAAGAGAAGAAGAGGGCUGAUAUGGAGAAGAAAAAAGCUACUGAUGCAUCAGCGCAUGCUACAACUGAGAAAGGUAAGGCUGGUGAAGAACAUGGGCUAAAGCAAUUGGAGGCACCAAUGAAAGAGGUUAGUGAAGCAAAAUCCAAGUUGGCUUCAGAGAAGUCAAAGCUGGAUGAGGAAACUAAGCAGCUAGAAGAAGAGAAAAAAAAGGCAGGUGAAGAAAGAAAACUUGUCGAUUUAGAAAUGGCUAAAGCAAGGGAGUUGAGGAAGAUUGCAGAAAAAACUAAGAAACAGGCUGUUGACGAUAGAAAAUGUGUUGAUUCGGAGAUGGCUAAAGCGGAGAAGCAGAGGAAGGUUGCUAAAGAAACUAAGAAGAAGGCUGCUGAAGAAGGAAAACGUGCUGAUUUAGAGAUGGCUGAAGCAGCAGAACAAAGGAAGAUUGCUGAAGAAAACAUGAAAAAUGCUUUUGAAGUAAGAAAACAAGCUGAGUUUGAGAUGGCUAAGGCAGAGGAGCAAAGGAAGAUUGCAGAAGAAACUAAGAAAAAGGCUGUUGAUGAAAGGAAAUGUGCCGAUUCAGAGAUGGCUAAAGCAGAGAAGCAGAGGAGGGUUGCUAAAGAAACUAAGAAGAAGGCCGUUGAAGAAAGAAAACAUGCUGAUUUAGAGAUGGCUGAAGCAGCGGAGCAAACUAAGAUUGCUGAAGAAAACAUGAAGAAGGCUGUUGAAGUAAGAAAACAAGCUGAGCUUGCAAUGGCUAAGGCAGAGGAGCAAAAGAGGAUUGCAGAAGAAACUAAGAAAGCUGUUGAAGAGGCCAAAGUAGAUGAACGAAGGAAGGUUGUGGAAGCAACUAAGAAGAAAGCUGUCGAAGAGAAUCUGGACAAUAACAAUUUGACCAAACAGCUAGAUAAGGCCAGAAGAAGGAAUAAAGAACUACACAAGCAGUUACAUGAACUUUCUGGCUCGAGGAAUAUGGGGGGCAGUCCUUUUGACCAACCUGAUCGAAAUACAAUCACUGCAAAAACUGAAAAGACAGCACAAUUCAACGUGCUGAAGGAAGAUGUUGAGAAGUUCAGGAUAGUUUCUGGGUAUCUGCAGUUGGAUGAUAUUGAGAAAGAGAAGUCUACCAGUGAGAGAAAACAAGCAGAUUCAAAGAGGAGGAAAGCAGAAAAGAAAAGAAAGUUUGUGGAAGAGAAUACAAAGAAGACUAUGAAAGGAGAACACUGUGGUGAUCAUUUAUCAAAGCUGUUAGAAGAUGCUAACCUGAAAAUUAAUGAAUUGCAGAAGCAGAUAUAUAAACUUUCAUCCAAUAGAAAAGUGGAUGGUGCAUUGGUUGUUUCAUCUAACAAUGGAAUUAGUGCUGAAGUAGCAGAAGUAAAGCUUUUGAAAAAACAACUGAAGUUUGAGAAGGAAAGAGUAAAGCAUGCAAAAGAUGUCGCUAGGUUGGAAAGAAGUCAUAGUAGUCUUUUGCAACAAGAAUUAGGUUGCAUGAAGCUCGAGUUAAUUAAACUUUUGUACCGUUUGGAUGCAUUGGAUAAUUGUUUCUUAGUUCCAGCUGAAGAUAUAUAUGACAUGGAAAAGGCUGGAGACUCUGCAAAUAUGCAAUGGACAAAGUUGAAAAAUAAUUUGCACGGCUUAACAUCAUGUCAAACAUGUCUUCAAGCUGAAAAUCAACUUCUGAAGACUAGGUACAUGGAUACAACUGCUUCCAAUCGUCUUGGGGAAACAAUUCAACAUGAUGAGUGUUUGCUUCCCAUACAGGGAGGGAACUGUUGUGAAUCUAUCACAGGUAUUAAUUCUAAUUUGGAGCCACUAGUUGGAGGCUCUAAUAAAAGAAUGUUAGAGAGUUCUGGGAUAAAUUCCUGUACAGCAUCUUUUUCUGAUAGACAGUUGGUGGUCUCACAGGAAAGGGGUUUUCCUUCUGUUACCACGUCGGCAACACUGGCUGAAGAGAACUUAAAUUUACAACCAACUAUUAAAAGUACGUCUGGUGAAGUUACAAAAAAAAGUGUAAUGAAAAUCCUGCUGUGGUUGCUGAAAAGAGUGUCAAAAGUCCUCCUCUCGGAAGAGCUAAGGGCUGUGUUAGGAAAAGAAAUAUGAUACUUGAUACUGUGGAAUGUAUUGAAACUUUAUGCCGUGAGAGGAAGAAGUUGCAUCUACAGCUUAGGGACAAACUUUCUGUUUUGCAAUAUUCUGCACAUGA
Molecule: messenger RNA, 2852 nt
Organism: Hibiscus syriacus
Lineage: Eukaryota; Viridiplantae; Streptophyta; Magnoliopsida; Malvales; Malvaceae
Product: caldesmon-like
Exons: 5
Coding region: 677-2749 (690 amino acids)
Source: RefSeq, a predicted model, not a curated record